AUGCUCGCCGGAAGCACGACGGUCGUGGUUGAUCGCCCGCGCGCCGGAUCAAAUACCAGCGGCACUAGCGACGACAGCAAUCAAAGCACCAGCACAUCUCCCACCUCCGAUGCCACCGGCUCCAUCGGCAAUAGCAACAAGCAACUCGCACGCAUCGAGCGUCGACCCGGUCAACAGCGGCGAUAUGCGCCCAAAACACGGACAGGCUGCAUCACAUGCAAAAUCCGGAGGGUCAAGUGCGACGAAGGAAAGCCUUACUGUAAACGAUGCACCACCACCGGCCGCAAAUGCGAUGGCUACACGAACCUGGUCGAGCAGAAGCAGCAGCCCAAAGGCACCGAAUCUCUGUCCAUGGCACUCGUCUCGGGAGUCUCCGCAGAUGCGUUUGAACGGAGGACCUUCGACUUCUUCCGAGCAAAGACUGCACCGACCGUGUCAGGCUACUUCCAGGACUCUGUCUGGGAUCGAAUCGUGCUGCAAUUGAGCCAUAGCGAGCCUGCCGUGAGACAUGCCGUGAAUGCCCUGGGAUCCCUCCACGAGCACUUGUCGGAUGUUGGCAACGGAAACGUCAACGACAGUCUGGUGAAGGCCAGCUACCCUACUCAGCAGUACGCCAAGACACUCAGUGCAAUGCAGGCGCUAAUGCAGGGUGGCAAUGCAUCCAUGGACGUUGUGCUCGUGUGCGCUCUGAUAUGCAUCCACUUCGAGGCUUUACGAGAGGCAUUUGUUCCAUGCUUGAUGCAUGUCGAGAAUGCAAUACAGCUUCUCAAUUCCAAGAACGGCACCCUUGAUGCUCGGAAAGUCAAUCCCAGCCUGGUUCGAGCAAUCAUGCGGAUGGACUUGCAAGGAACCAUGUAUCUCGGCAGUCGCAUACCUGGUCUCUCCUUUUUCAGUGCAGCAGAUGACAUCCUGCCUUCCUCCUUCCAUGACCUCACGCAGGCUCGCGAUCUCGUCAAUACCUGGUCGAGCCGACUCUACCAUUUCAUGCGGACCAUCGCGGACCACCACAGAUUUCAAAGCGUGGGCGAUAUUGCUCUGGAACACAUCGCCAAAGCACAGGAGCUGGAAGCAACAUUCCUGGACUUCGAUCGUCUCCUAUGGGAGUACAUGCAUAAGCCGUCCGCCAAAUUCUCCACACGUGAGCAGCUUGGGCUCGGUAUGCUGCGCAGUCGUGUCAAGAUGAACCGAAUUCUAUCAUCGACAUGUCUUUAUGCCGAAGCUUGCAGAUUCGACCUUUUCCUCUCGGACUUCGAGGACAUUCUUACCAUCUGCUCCUACAUCAUGAGUAGCGACAACGCCGACAAGCGCUUCUUCGCUGUGAGUCUCGACGAAGGUUUAGUGCAACCUCUCUUCUUCAUUGCAACGCACUGCAGAGACGGGAGGUUACGGCACCAGGCACUGGCACAUCUCGGCAAAUUACCGUCAAAGGAGGGCAUCCGCCACGUCACAACUUCGUUGCGCACGGCGGAAGUCUGCGUUGCAUUCGAAGAAGCGGACUGCGGCAAACAAAUCGCCACUUGCGAGGACAUUCCCGAGUGGAAGCGUAUUCACAGUGCCAGCUUCGGCGGCUCAAAUCUUCAUCUGCCCGAGAACAAAGUGCUUAUGCAUCUUAAUCUCCGUCCUAACGGUCUCGACGGCGAAUGGGCUGUCUUUGUGGAGGAGCUCGACUGGGCUGCCUCCGGAGACACAUUCACUGAGAACUUCAUGCUUUUGGGACCGCAAUUGCAGCAGUUCUGA
This is a messenger RNA of Zymoseptoria tritici IPO323, 1737 nucleotides long. RefSeq lists its product as uncharacterized. Lineage: Eukaryota; Fungi; Ascomycota; Dothideomycetes; Mycosphaerellales; Mycosphaerellaceae. The record is from RefSeq and is a predicted model, not a curated record. Gene Ontology annotation, biological process: regulation of DNA-templated transcription. The transcript is spliced from 2 exons. Gene Ontology annotation, molecular function: zinc ion binding; DNA-binding transcription factor activity, RNA polymerase II-specific. Bases 1 to 1737 code for a protein of 578 amino acids.